CCGGUAAAACUCCUUCCUCUUCUUUUUCUUGCGCAUAAUCGCAGAAAAUCCCAAGUGCUCAUCAAUCGAUUGAUUUUGAGGAAUUUUCUCUUCUUUUUCCUUUUUCAAAUUUGAAUAAAAAAAUGCCUAAACAGGAAACUUGGAUUGGCAUUCCCGGUGAUGGGAGAUGUUUGUUCCGGUCAGUAAUUCGCGGCGCUUGGCUGAGUUCAGGCAAGCAGUCUCCGACUGAGAGCCGCCAGAAGGAUCUUGCUGAUGAACUCAGAGCUAAAGUUGUAGAUGAAUUCAUCAAGAGGCGAGCCGACACCGAAUGGUUCCUCGAGGGUGAUUUCGACAACUAUGUCUUGCAGAUGCGGCAGCCUCAUAUCUGGGGAGGAGAACCCGAGCUGCUCAUGUGCUCACAUGUCUUACAGACCCCUAUAACAGUUUACAUGAAGGAUAAGAAUUCCGGUACCCUCAAAAUUAUAUCCGAGUACGGUCAGGAAUACAGUAAAGAAAACCCCAUCCGAGUUCUAUAUCACGGUUGCGGGCACUAUGAUGUAUUGAUGAGUCCAGUAAGCAGUGCCUCUUCUAGACUGUGGAAGAGAAGAUGACUUGGGGAUAAUUGCACUGCAAAAUGGGUGAUGCUAGGCCUUAUGUACUCUAAAUAAUCUUAUGUGAAAUGGUCUAUUGAAAAUUUGAUCAUGUGAUUCAGAUUAAUGGUCCUUGACCGUAUGAAUGAACCCUUAA
Hibiscus syriacus is the source of this 726-nucleotide messenger RNA. RefSeq names its product OVARIAN TUMOR DOMAIN-containing deubiquitinating enzyme 4-like. The coding region runs from base 123 to 590 and encodes 155 amino acids. Gene Ontology annotation, cellular component: nucleus; cytosol. Gene Ontology annotation, biological process: endoplasmic reticulum unfolded protein response; protein deubiquitination. Gene Ontology annotation, molecular function: cysteine-type deubiquitinase activity. The transcript has 6 exons. The record is from RefSeq and is a predicted model, not a curated record. NCBI's taxonomy places the organism in Eukaryota, Viridiplantae, Streptophyta, Magnoliopsida, Malvales, Malvaceae.